Messenger RNA from Xenopus laevis (African clawed frog), 2296 nucleotides. RefSeq names its product endophilin-A2 (gene sh3gl1.S). The transcript has 9 exons. The coding region runs from base 132 to 1232 and encodes 366 amino acids. Gene Ontology annotation, biological process: synaptic vesicle uncoating. The record is from RefSeq and is a predicted model, not a curated record. NCBI's taxonomy places the organism in Eukaryota, Metazoa, Chordata, Amphibia, Anura, Pipidae. Gene Ontology annotation, cellular component: presynapse; podosome; early endosome membrane.
CCUCCCCUGUUUCCUGACUUAUACCGGAAGUAAGCGGUUGCCAUGUAAUAUCCUGAGUAAGGAGCCUGGGGAGAGGCUUUUGAGUUCUUUCCGUGAUUCUAGUACUCUCGCAGAAAUAGUGUAUCGCAGCAAUGUCUGUAGCCGGGCUUAAAAAGCAGUUUUAUAAAGCAAGUCAGCUUGUGAGUGAAAAAGUUGGAGGAGCUGAAGGGACCAAAUUGGAUGAAGACUUUAAAGAAAUGGAAAAGAAAGUCGAUGUGACAACUAAAGCUGUGGCUGAUGUUCUUGCUAAGACAAUUGAGUAUCUGCAACCAAAUCCAGCCUCCCGAGCUAAGCUGUCAAUGCUGAACACUGUGUCUAAGAUACGUGGGCAGGUGAAGAAUCCAGGAUAUCCACAGCCAGAAGGUGUUUUAGGAGAGACUAUGAUCAAAUAUGGCAAGGACCUUGGCGAUGAAUCAAAUUUUGGUGAUGCUUUGCUGGAUGCUGGGGAGUCAAUGAAAAGGUUGGCAGAAGUGAAGGAUUCUCUAGAUAUUGAAGUGAAACAAAACUUUUUGGAUCCCCUACAGAAUCUAUGUGACAAAGAUUUGAAAGAGAUACAGCACCAUCUAAAAAAACUGGAGGGCCGGAGGCUUGAUUAUGACUACAAGAAGAAGCGUCAAGGAAAAAUACCAGAUGAAGAGCUGAGACAGGCUUUGGAAAAGUUUGCUGAGUCAAAAGAAGUAGCCGAGACAAGCAUGAUUAAUUUGCUUGAUACAGAUGUGGAACAGGUUAGCCAAUUGUCAGCCUUGGUGGAAGCACAGCUAGACUAUCACAGGCAAGCUGUGCAAAUAAUGGAUGAACUUUCAGACAAGUUGAAGGAUCGUGUGAAAGAGUCCUCUUCCAGACCAAAACGAGAGUUCAAACCUAAGCCACGAGAAAGCUAUGAAUAUACUGAAAAUGAACAAUCCAAUGGUGGCUUCUGCAACUCGUCCAACAAAGUACCAGCUUCAUCAUCUUUCCGAAGCGAAAAGCCUGCAAGGACUAAUAACCGCAGUUCAGCUCCCUUGGAUCAGCCAUGCUGUAAAUCUCUAUAUGACUUUGAACCUGAGAAUGAUGGAGAACUAGGUUUCCAUGAGGGUGAUAUUAUUACGCUUACCAAUCAGAUUGAUGAGAACUGGUAUGAAGGAAUGAUUAAUGGCCAGUCCGGUUUUUUUCCAGUCAACUACGUUGAGAUCCUGGUUCCAUUGCCUCAAUGAAUUCCACUUGGAUUUGUUUAAUAGACUACAUUAACACUAAGGACCAAAAUUAUAAGGAACUAUAAGCACCUAGUUCCUGUUUUGAAGAUCUCUCUGGAAGAGAAUGUCUUUUUAUUCAGUUUUAUACUUUAGUGGCCUGUUAUUUCAGGACGCCAGCCAUAAAGUACAUAUUUGUCCGUCCAUUUAGUACCCCAUCAUUAUUUGUCAUUCAAGAUCUGGCUUAAAAACUAUUCUAGUAAAUCACUACUUCAGUUACUAUAGUGAACACUAGUAAUUUACUACGUCAGUUACUAUAGUGAACACUAAGUGCCCCUUACAUACAGUUGUCGGGUAGUUUACAAUAUAUUUAAGUCUAACCAGAAUGUGAUUCUAUUCAGUUCUUUAAGUGGCUUGGAUAAUUCUAAAACACUGGUUAUUCUUGGCCUCUAAAAAGAACCCUGACCAUAAGCACAGUUGUUAAUGGGUUAUAUCCCAUUGAGUGGGUCAGGACUUUUUCAUUGUCUUUUUACAAAAUAUGUUUCUCUUGAAUACUUUUGCUGCAAAAAUAUGUGGUAGCAACUAAGGUGUUAACCUUCUUUUCCUGCUUAAUAUCUAUGUAUAUGUAUAUUAUAUAUAAUCUUUAUAUUCUAUGUUACAUCAUGUAUAUUGGUGCAGUUAUGUAUUUUAGUCUAGAAUUAACAUUGUGAAUAUACAGAGACCGUGGAUUUGCUAGGUUUACGUCUGUAUCUCUUUAAAUGACCAGUAAUACCAAAAAAUGAGAAUUAAUGAUUUGAGUAUACAUACCUUGUUUCUUUACAGAACAUGUAAAAAUAUUUCUCAUUAAGUGAAAGUCAUGGCUGUCAGUAUUUUCAAAUAUUGCGUAAAUCCAUUCUGCAUAAUGUAUUCAGUGGAAUGAUUAAUGUGUAAUCAUGACUUAAGUUCACAAUCAUGAAAUUUCAGCAAGAGCACACUUACACCUACUACAGAUCAUUAACUGCAUUUGAUAGGUAUCCAGUUUUAAAGGCGUUGCAUAUUAACUCUAUGCUCUGUGAUGCAAUUUAUUCUAAUAAUAAUGCUACACCUAA